AUACAACAGUAUUAUCAUUCUUGCUUGAUAUAUAGAGACCCAACAGUACUAAACAUUUCAGAACCUGCAAUAGCAAAGCGCAAAUUCGGACUGCUAAUAAGCUUUUUAGCCUUUUCUUUCACAAGCUCAGACUGAAAAAUGGGCUCUUCCCACAGCUUGAAUGAAAACCCUCGCCAGGGAAAUGAAGGAAUUGAUGUGAACAACAUGACUGUUCUGCAAAAGCAUGUAGCAUUUUUCGACCAAAACAAGGAUGGGAUCAUUUAUCCAUGGGAGACAUACAAAGGUUUCCGUGCAGUGGGUUUUGGUUUCCCUAAAUCAUUUGCUUUUGGAGUGCUUAUCAAUUUAGUGUUGAGCUACUCCACCCUUCCUGGACGGAUACCAUCCUUACUAUUUCCCAUAUAUAUUCAAAAUAUUAAGAAAGCUAAGCAUGGCAGCGACACAGGUGUAUAUGACAGUGAAGGAAGAUUUGUUCCAGACAAGUUUGAAGCCAUUUUUAGUAAAUAUGCACUCACUCAUCCAGACAUGCUCACAAAAGCCGAGGUGGACUCCAUGGUUAAAGCUAAUAGGAUUCCAAGAAACUUUAUUGGACAAAUUCUAGCCAUAGGAGAAUGGGGACUUUUAUAUGAUUUGGCCAAGGAUGAAAAUGGAUUCCUGGAGAAAGAGGCCAUCAGAGGAGUUUAUGAUGGCAGCUUAUUUGAAUUCAUGGAAAAGAAAAAUGCUUCAAGAAAGCAGAGCUAGAAAAUUAUGAUGCUUUUGAAGAUUUUUAAGACUGUUUAAUUUGUAUAUGACAGGCCUGCAUUUAUUCUUUUGAAUUGAUACAGAAUAAUUUGAGUGCCCAAGUGCCACUCUCAUUUUCAGUUUCUUGGCCAUCAAAGGGAUUCCUUCAAUAACUCUGUUAUCUCACUUUUGUUAAUCAAAAUAAAUUCUUUCUGAAAUCAUUUUUAUUUCUUAA
Messenger RNA from Cryptomeria japonica (Japanese cedar), 952 nucleotides. RefSeq names its product peroxygenase. Gene Ontology annotation, molecular function: calcium ion binding; monooxygenase activity. The record is from RefSeq and is a predicted model, not a curated record. Lineage: Eukaryota; Viridiplantae; Streptophyta; Pinopsida; Cupressales; Cupressaceae. The transcript has 5 exons. The coding region runs from base 139 to 738 and encodes 199 amino acids.